Messenger RNA from Numida meleagris (helmeted guineafowl), 1041 nucleotides. The record is from the annotation of a RefSeq genome assembly. Lineage: Eukaryota; Metazoa; Chordata; Aves; Galliformes; Numididae.
AUGAACCCCCACGCAAAACUAAUCACCACCCUAAGCCUAAUCGCAGGGACAAGCAUCACAAUCUCCAGCAACCACUGAAUCAUAGCAUGAACUGGCCUAGAAAUCAACACCCUAGCUAUCAUCCCCCUAAUCUCCAAACCCCACCACCCCCGAGCAAUUGAAGCAGCCAUCAAAUACUUCCUUACCCAAUCAACUGCAUCAGCCUUAAUCCUUUUCUCAAGCAUAAUAAACGCCUGACACACAGGCCAAUGAGACAUCACACAACUAAACCACCCAACACCCUGCCUUGUAUUGACUAUAGCAAUUGCAAUCAAACUAGGACUGGUCCCAUUCCACUUCUGAUUCCCAGAAGUACUCCAAGGAUCAUCCCUAACCACUGCCCUGCUACUCUCAACCCUGAUAAAACUCCCCCCAAUCACUCUCCUCCUAAUGACAUCACAAUCACUUAAUCCCACCCUACUCACCUCCCUAGCAAUCAGCUCAACCCUUAUCGGAGGUUGAAUGGGCUUAAACCAAACACAGACACGAAAAAUCCUAGCCUUCUCAUCCAUUUCUCACCUAGGCUGAAUAAUCGCAAUCAUUAUCUACAGCCCCAAACUAACCCUCCUUACAUUCCUCCUCUACACUCUAAUAACAACAGCUAUCUUCCUAUCCCUAAACCAAAUCAAAGUCCUAAAACUAUCAACAAUACUCAUCUCAUGAACAAAAACCCCGAUACUUAACGCAACCUUGAUACUCACUCUCCUCUCCCUAGCAGGCCUACCACCACUAACCGGCUUCAUGCCCAAAUGACUCAUCAUUCAAGAGCUCACUAAACAAGAAAUAACACCAACAGCCACAAUCAUCACUAUGCUUUCCCUACUAGGCCUGUUCUUUUACCUCCGCCUUGCGUACCACUCAACAAUUACACUCCCCCCUAACUCCUCCAACCACAUAAAACUAUGACACACUAACAAAUCAUCAAACACUACCACCGCUAUCCUAAUCGCCCUGUCAACAUCCUUACUCCCCCUCUCUCCUCUAAUACUCACCAUAGCCUAG